This is a messenger RNA of Syngnathus typhle (broad-nosed pipefish), 5478 nucleotides long. It is a transcript of the gene fgfr3, whose product is annotated as fibroblast growth factor receptor 3. Gene Ontology annotation, cellular component: signaling receptor complex; membrane. NCBI's taxonomy places the organism in Eukaryota, Metazoa, Chordata, Actinopteri, Syngnathiformes, Syngnathidae. The record is from RefSeq and is a predicted model, not a curated record. Gene Ontology annotation, biological process: fibroblast growth factor receptor signaling pathway; multicellular organism development; positive regulation of MAPK cascade. The transcript has 18 exons. Gene Ontology annotation, molecular function: ATP binding; fibroblast growth factor receptor activity; fibroblast growth factor binding. The coding region runs from base 422 to 2830 and encodes 802 amino acids.
CUCACUUCCUCGCGCGGAGGCUCCCGUGCUAGGCCAGUCUCAGCGAGUCCUUCCGAGAGUAUGGAGCCGAGCGCGUCGCGGCUGUCGGCGGCCACCGAGACGGCAUGAGGGCGGCCGCCUGCCUCGGACUUUCUCGACCGCAGCGUGCCGUGCACCGGACUUCCCCGGCACCGCCACAAAACAACGAACGAGUUUGACUUUUAAAUCGUUUUUCCACCCUCGCACCUGUGAAGGAUUUCUUAUCUAAGAAAAAAAUCAAAAGAAGCACUUUUUGGAGGGAGAGUUUGACUGUGGAAUUAUCGCGUACACUUUGUUGCCUGCACGGAUAAACAUUGGGUGGGCUCCGGGGACGCCAUGCAAUCUUUGGGUGGCACCUGAGCCGGCGCGGGGCCUCGCUUUCCUUUGGCUUCGCCUCACCGGGAUGACGGCAGCAGCGUGGCGUUGGCUGUGGCUGGCAUGCGUCCUACUGGCCGCGUGCGCCACGGCGGCCAGGCUGCCCGUCGCCGAGCCCUCGGAUGCGGUGUCCAGCGAGACGGCCUUCCUGGAGGACUUUGUCCUGGGCGUGGGGGACACCCUGGAAAUGUCAUGUGACCCAGAGGAGGAGUCAGCCCGCCCCGCCGUUUGGUACAAGGACAGCGAGGUGCUGUUGCCUAGCGACCGGAUACGGCCCGGCCCGGGGAUUCUGCGCAUCGUCAACGUGUCCUACGAGGACUCGGGCGUGUACGCCUGCCGACUGACCCGCAACAACAAGCUACUCAGCAACUACACCAUCCGGGUGACAGAUUCACUGUCGUCCGGCGAUGAUGAAGAUUACGAUGAAGAUCCAGAAGAUGCAGGUAAUGGCAAUGAAGCUCCAUACUGGACCAGGCCAGACCGGAUGGACAAGAAGCUGCUGGCGGUGCCAGCGGCCAACACGGUCAAGUUCCGCUGCGCGGCGUCGGGCAACCCCACACCCACCAUUCACUGGCUCAAAAACGGCAAAGAGUUCAAGGGGGAGCAACGCAUGGGCGGCAUCAAGCUGCGGCACCAGCAGUGGAGUUUGGUGAUGGAAAGCGCCGUGCCGUCGGAUCGCGGCAACUACACGUGCGUGGUGCACAACAAGUACGGCACCAUCACGCACACCUACCAGCUGGAUGUGCUUGAGCGCUCGCCGCACAGGCCCAUCCUGCAGGCGGGCUUGCCGGCCAACCAGUCGGUGGUGGUGGGCAGCGACGUGGAGUUCCACUGCAAAGUCUACAGCGACGCCCAGCCGCACAUCCAGUGGCUCAAGCACAUCGAGGUCAACGGCAGCCGCUAUGACUCCGACGGUGGACCCUACGUCAAAAUCCUCAAGACGGCCGGUAUUAACACCACGGACAACGAGCUGGAGGUGCUCCUGGUGUCCAACGUGUCUUUCGAGGACGCGGGCGAGUACACUUGCCUGGCGGGGAACUCUAUCGGCUUUGCUCACCACACUGCUUGGCUCACGGUGCUCCCAGCAGUGAGUCCAGAGAAGGAGGACUACUACGCCGACAUCCUGAUCUACGUGACAGGCUGCGUGCUCUUCAUCCUGGCCGUGGUCAUUGUGGUCCUGUGCCGCAUGCGCAUGAGCGCCCAGAAGACGCUGCCCGAGCCGCCCGUGCAGAAACUCUCAAAGUUCCCGCUCAAGAGACAGCAGGUGUCCUUGGAUUCUAACUCGUCCAUGAACUCCAACACGCCGCUGGUGAGGAUCGCCCGGCUGUCGUCCAGCGACGGGCCCACGCUGGCCAACGUCUCUGAGCUGGAGCUGCCCUCCGACCCCAAGUGGGAGUUUUCCAGAGCACGGCUGACCCUGGGCAAGCCUCUCGGCGAGGGCUGCUUCGGUCAGGUGGUGAUGGCCGAGGCCAUCGGCAUCGACAAGGAGAAGCCCAACAGGCCGCUGACUGUCGCCGUGAAAAUGUUGAAAGAUGACGCAACAGAUAAAGAUUUGUCCGACCUGGUGUCUGAGAUGGAGAUGAUGAAGAUGAUCGGUAAACACAAAAACAUCAUCAACCUGCUCGGAGCCUGCACGCAAGACGGUCCGCUGUACGUUCUGGUGGAGUACGCCUCCAAAGGCAACCUGAGGGAGUACUUGAGGGCGCGUCGGCCGCCGGGCAUGGACUAUUCCUUUGACACGUGCAAAAUUCCCGACGAGCAGCUGACUUUCAAAGACUUGGUGUCCUGCGCCUACCAGGUGGCCCGAGGCAUGGAGUACCUCGCCUCACAGAAGUGCAUCCACCGAGACCUGGCGGCUAGGAAUGUCCUGGUGACUGAGGACAACGUCAUGAAGAUUGCCGACUUUGGGCUGGCCAGAGAUGUGCACAACAUAGACUACUACAAAAAGACCACCAACGGUCGUCUCCCCGUCAAGUGGAUGGCGCCCGAGGCUCUCUUCGACCGGGUCUACACUCACCAGAGCGAUGUGUGGUCGUACGGCGUCUUGCUGUGGGAGAUUUUCACGCUGGGAGGCUCGCCAUACCCGGGCAUCCCCGUGGAGGAACUCUUCAAGCUGCUCAAGGAGGGCCACCGCAUGGACAAGCCCGCCAACUGCACACACGAGCUGUACAUGAUCAUGCGUGAGUGCUGGCACGCCGUGCCAUCGCAGAGGCCGACGUUCCGCCAGCUGGUGGAAGAUCACGACCGCGUUCUGUCCAUGACAUCCACCGAUGAGUACUUGGACCUGUCGGUUCCGCUGGAGCAGUACUCGCCCGCAUGCCAGGACUCCAACAGCACCUGCUCUUCGGGCGACGACUCUGUGUUCGCCCACGACGCCGCACCCGACGAGCCCUGUCUUCCCAAGCAGCUUCCCUCCGCCAACAACACUCAGACAUGAAACCUCAGCUGGAGCAGUGAGGGGUGGGGGGGGUACCCGGUGUAACCCGGUGUAACCCGGUGUACCCCGGUGUACCCCGGUGUACCCCGGUGUACCCCGGUGUACCCCGGUGUACGUGAGUACCGUCCCCCCUUCCUGAUAAUCACCUCACCUCGCGCAGCCAGAGUGCUCGGGAAACUUUGAGGGACUUUUUUAUCACAAAGUUUAUUUUUGUACACAGCCAGUCUUUUGUUACGGACAAUUUGCGGGAUGGGAGAAAGGGGGGGGGGGGGGCAACCAAUCUGUGCCUACCAGGAUGGAAGCUCCUGGAACGGAGAACUCUUCCAAAGGUUGGACUCGACGUUCUUCUAAAGUCCUCCGACAAGGCGGCUUCACUGACGAGUUCGUUGUAAAUACACACAUACAAAGAGGAGUUAGAUUGUCACAAAAAAAGCCUUUUGGACAAGACACUGUCAUCAAACAAAUGGUUGAAGUUUAUAAAAUAAUUAAGUUGUAUAUUUGUAAAGAUAUUUAUGGAUGGACAGGCGGUUGGGCUGAAAGUGGUGCGCCUAAAGCAACAUUUGCUUUCACUUUUAUCACUUACUCAUCACUUGGUUUGAAAGACACACUGGCAAAAAAAAAUAAGUCGUUUACUCGAAAAGAAAUGUUGGAAAGGCUCGAGAAAGAAAUUCAGAGUAGUUACGUUUCAAGGGGGAAAAGUCCAAAGAUUGCAAGAAUAAAUAAAGAAAAAAGUCUCAAAGGUACUAGAAUUUUUUUUUUUUACAUUCUUUUAAAAGAAAAACACAUGGCAGUGCGAUAAGGAUAAACAUUAGCGGAGCAAACUAUUUUCCAAACAUUAUUCCGAUUUUAUUCUCACAAUUUUCGGACUUUUACUUGGAACUUAACCAAUUUUUCUUGUAACGCUGCACCUUUUUCCCAGCCCUUAUUAUUCUACUUGUGUUUGUAUUUUUACUUUCCAGUGUGUCACAGCUCCUCCCCAUUUUUAGCCGUUAGCUCGUGUGUUCACCAUUUUUUAAAUUUUUUGAAGAAGCGGAGAAACUCCUGCUGGGUUGUGGCUUGCGAAGACUACGUUCACGUCUUGCUGGCCAAGAGGCGUUGAGCAUGCUUGAGGGAUUUCUUUUUUUUAAAACUCCAAGCCCCAUCAUGCUUUGCACCACAAUGGAUAAGCAACUCGACAAGUGGAAGGAAAAAGCAAUAUUUGUGUGCGUGUGUGUGAACGUUGCUCUUCAGUGUUAAACAUGACAUGAAGUCAUGCUGAGUGUGCACAGCCAAAAGUGGGGGAAAAAAAAGAUUUUAUUGACUUUUUUUCGUUCUGUACUGUAUAUGUGCUGAAUUGUUCAUCAAAGUGCCAAAUGAAGUCUUAAACGUGAGUUGCCCAAAGCAUUUUUGGGAUGCACGCUUUUGAGAACAAGCAGGAAAAAAAAAAAAGUACGUUUUUAAAACAUUGCAUAACAUUUGCAGCGUUUCAGAAAGGAUUCCUUGCUUGCUGCUACUGGGGAAAAAUAUCAUCCCCACAAUACCGUAUGAGUACUUAGUCUUUUGUCCCCUUUUAGUGCUUAAUUCUGCUGUGUGGUGAAAAAACACCAAAUAUUUUGCCAAUGGUGAAAAACAGGAUUCAAUCAAGUCUUCCCUAUUUUUUUUUCAACUUUGUGAUAAGAAGCAAAAAUAGAAGGCAUUUGUGUAAGAAAAAGUGAAGAAGAUGAAACGGAUGUUUUUAUUAUUUAUUCUUCCAUGCUGUGUCAAAGCUUUCCCUAUGGUGAGAGUCUUUAUUCAAGCUACCUGCGUUUAGUGUUUUUUUUUUUGUCAUUUAUUUGAGAGCCAGAUGAUAGUCCUCACGUAAUGCCGCUCCCUAGCUUUCACGCUAACCUCGUGAGCAAUUUAAGCGUUUUUGCCACUUUGCAGUGUUAAAAAACUUUAACAAAAAUCCGAAACAAAUACGACAUUAUUCAACCUUAGGUUUAAUGCUAACACAAGCAGCUAACAUAUUAGUGUUUGUUUGUUUAAUUGUUUGUUUGUUUGUUUGUUUGUUUGUUUGUUUCAUGGUAGCGUUGACCUGCCCUUGUACAAAAUAUUUCGGCUAGGAUUUUAUUUUUUUUCUUUACAAAUUUGAAGCCUGAAAUGGUGAUGCUGAAAAAAUUUGUAACAACUGAACGCUUGGCGGGCAGCAACUUCUCUCACAUUUGCGUCAAAAACGCUGACAAUGGCGACUCAUCAGCUUUUUUGCUUUUAACUGUUUUUUUUAAUGUCAGUUUGACUCUUUGAGCUGGAAAUGUUUUGUUUAUUUUUCACACGCAAUGUUUUAUUUUCGGUCAGAUUAAUUUAUAGUUUGGAACGUGCUUGCUGUUGUACAUAAGAGACAUUAGACUUUUUUGUUAGAGUUUUAUUUAGCAAUGCGUGCUAUUUUUGUUUUGCAUUCCACUUUAGAGCGUUUAGCAGCGGGCUUGUACCACGUAAUUUAUUUUCAAUAACAUAGUAAAGUGGAACUAACCAUUUGGCAUUCGUGGCCUCUGACGAUGAUGAUGACGGAUGCUGCGGAACAUUCCGGCACGAGGCGGUGAAACGUGUGGCCGUGCCUGCCUGACAAAACCAUGUAGCUGUCUGUCAACAAACAGCUUCUCAAUAAACAGCUUAUAUGUUUCAUAAAUGAA